UUUCAAUGUAUGCAUAUGAUAGGGUGUUUUUGAUAAAGUACUUGUUGUCCAGAACCAUCACUUCCCAGAAGCUCAAUCCAGAAAAAUUACAUCAUGACAUUGUUUGCCUAAACAACCUCGGUCGCUCUUUGGUCAAAAGCUUUACGUGAGAUGGCGUCAAGUUUGUUGAGAGUAGCCUUACUACUGUUCACAUUUUUGUUUAGGAGUUCUGUGGGUCAAAUUGCCUGCAGCCCUCCUGGAGAGUCUAUUAAUGCUACUAGUGGUCACAUUUCCAGCCCCAAUUUUCCCAACAACUAUGACGCAAACAGGAUUUGUACCUGGAAUAUCACGGUACCCAGCGGGAAAAUCAUCAAACUGACCUUCUUGAACUUUACCCUGGUAGCAGGUGAAAACGAUGACUGUGCUGGAGCGGCAGCAGAUAGUGCCCGAGUCUUUAUCACAAACGUUGCCUCUCAUGGGGGAAAUCCUAACGACUUUAAGAUCUGUGGUCAAAAGCUUCCCCCUCCUGUGUACUCCGAGGGAAAUUUCAUUCAAGUGAGAUUUGAAUCUCGCACCGGCCCUGUAAACAAAGGGUUCAAUGCAACCUUUGAAGCGAUAGAUGGAGAUUCACUGUGCCCAACAGAUAUGAUCCUCAGUGAAACAUCAGGUUCUUUCUCCUCUCCCUUUAAUCCAAGAAACUAUCCAUUCAACCAGACAUGUAGCUGGAAGAUUAUAGGGAAACAAGGAUACCGUGUUGAGCUGACAAUACCAGACUAUAAUCUUCAACGUUGUGAUGGCACUGCUUGCUCGUGUGAUUAUAUGGAAGUUCAGAAUAGCUUCAGUGAUGAAGUGCUGCCUGGAAAACUAUGUGGUACACCAAGGAAAACUCCUGUAAAAUUUUAUUCAUUGCACGAAAGCUUGAGGGUGCUGUUUGUGUCUGAUGAUGCAAACAUGGAUUUUGACGGAUUUGAGGCAACUUACAAGCUGUUGAACUACAGUCCUCCAAUUUGUCCCAAGGAAGCAAUUCCUCUCUCAGGCAGCGGGAAAAUAAGCAGCACAAACUACCCAAAGAGUAACUACACCGCGUCCAGAAAUUGUACCUGGAACAUUACCGCGCCAGCUGACAAAAUUGUAAAGUUUACUUUUACUGAUUUUGUCUUAAGUGAGUGUUCAGCCAAUCAUUGUUCGGAUUUUUGUUCUUAUGUGGAGCUUUAUGAUGGUGGGUCGACAAGUUCGCCUUUGCUGGGGCGAUUUUGCCAGGGGUCGUCUUGGAAUGAGACUCAGUUGUCGAGUGGAAACCAAAUGUUUGUGAUGUUCCACCCUGGACAAACAGUUGAUCGUGGAUUUGAAGCAAAAUAUGAAUCCACAACGACCGGUGGCUUGUCCUUCUUUGAGCAAGAUUGUCUGGACACGCACAAUAAUUUUCGAUUAUUGCAUGCAGCUGUUGGGCCUUUAACUUGGAAUACAGAACUUGCUGAAGGGGCACGGAACUGGUCCCAGUUUCUUUUACAGAACCGAUCUCUUCUUCGUGAGGUCGACGUCUUAGACAGCAAAAUUCUUGGAGAAAACCUUGGCUUUGUUUUCACCGCCCCGUCACAACCCAUUUGUAGCAAUUCAAGGCAAACAUCCUGUGUCCUCUGCAGUCAGAUUGUGACAGAAUGGUAUAAUGAGAUUUCAAACUACAAUUUCGACACGGGCGCGGCCAUCAACUCAUCUGAACCGUACCAGAAUUUUACACAGCUGAUUUGGAGAAGUACAUCUGAGCUGGGUAUGGCGGUGGCUUCCGGCAAUGGAUACCAUUAUUUUGUAGCUCGGUAUAGCCCACGAGGAAAUACAGGAAGAUUUGUUAGAAAUGUGCCACGCCUGAGGCCGACAGAGCCACCGACUACAACAGCACUUCCAUCUACAACCACUGGCAAUCCAAAUUCAACUUCAGUGCCAUUACCAACAACACCAGCCUGUAGUUUACCAAACCGCAGGACACCCAACCAGGAGGAGGUCAACAAUACUAUUUCCAUAGUCAUUUUGAAUGUUACUCUCCAAGAGUGGUGCCGAAGAGAAGAUGAAUUUAGACUACUACUUGCCAAUUUUGUCACUGACUUUUGCAAUGCUCAGAUGGGAAUAUGUGCCAACCGUUCUUUACCGUCUGACGUGGAUCUCAUAAACAUACUUCCUGGAUUUCCCGUUGUAAACAGCCCCCUAGAGCUAAGAUUUUACGUACGUCUGAAGGCUGGUGUAAAUCAGCACGUUACGAUAGACAGAGAAGUCCUUUACGCGAUAUUCGAAAAUUUUGCUCAAAACAUAAGCGAAGUUCUGGGAGUAGAAUUUACAGCCGAUGGAAACUUUACAAACUGGGGUCCUUGGGGUCAAUGCAGCACGUCUUGUGGGCCUGGAACUCAGAUACGAUUCAGGAACUGCACAAAUCCACCACCGAUCAACAAUGGCCAAGAUUGCGAGGGACCUAGGAACGAGACACGGCCAUGCAACUUGACAUCUUGCCCAGUCAAUGGUAACUUCAGUGAGUGGGAGAAUUGGAGUGCGUGUUCUUUAACGUGCGGUCGAGGAGUACAGAUACGUUACAGAAGCUGUACCGAUCCUCCUCCGUCUCAUGGUGGCCGAGACUGCAUUGGGUCCAGGAUGGAGACCAGGGAAUGUGAACUAACAUUUUGUGUGGUUGACGGCAACUUCACGGAGUGGUCACCUUGGACUUCCUGCAGCCUGACUUGUGGAAAUGGAACCCAGAGUCGUUACAGAAACUGUACCAAUCCUCCUCCACAAAACGGAGGAAGAGACUGCGAAGGACCUCGGAACGAGACUCGAGAUUGCUUUGAUGGACCAUGUCCAGUUGAUGGAAAUUUCACCGAGUGGGGAGACUGGGGCAGAUGCAGUAAGACUUGCGGAAAUGGUACUCAGAUUCGCGUGCGGAACUGUACCAAUCCCUCACCGGCUUAUGGUGGACAAGAUUGCAUGGGACCGAGAAAUGAAUCGAGAGAAUGCUACGAAGUACCAUGCCCAGUUGACGGAAAUUACACUGAAUGGACAAUAUGGGGACCCUGCAAUGAGACUUGCGGAAAUGGAUCUCAAACUCGGUACCGGUCCUGCAUCAAUCCGCCACCAUCCAAUGGUGGCCGUGACUGCGUGGGUCCGAGUAAUGAGACUAGAGACUGUUUCAUUGAGCCGUGUGCCUCUCGAUUGUAUCCGUAUGGAAGCCUCGUUGGUGACACAAAACUGCCGUCGUUUAAUCUGUUCGGAUCUUACUGCCAACAGGUUAACAUUCCUGGUCAGGGAUUGCCAUUCUUCGUCAAGCAGCACAACAAAGUUGCUAUUUGUCGAAAUGGAUUGUUACGCUUCAUUACCCGAACCGUGAUCAACUGGCCCGAACUGUUUCCAGGAAUCCGAGCCUCUGGUUCUAACAGAUUUCAGCGGUAUUUUAUCUUAGCGCCAUUCUGGAGCUCUAUCAGUCACUAUCCUUUUCAAAUCUCCGAUACGAGCCAGGCGUCUCAGUUAUUCUACCAAAUCUACAGUAAGAACAUUUUGGGUGAUGUAUCAUCUAACCAUGCAAGAGAGAUCUUUGACCGAGUCAACAAAGACGUACAGAAAUAUCAAACAAGUCCCAGCAUUCCAAAUUUUAACGCGAGCUGGGUGUUGAAGGUGACCUGGGAACGACUGUAUCCCAGUACCUAUCCAACAGUUAACCUGACGAACACGUUCCAGCUCGUACUUGCCACCGAUGGGCAGCAUUCCUUCACUUUGUAUAAUUAUGCAGAAAAUGGAAUUCAGUGGGCAUCCUCCACAGGAAGCCGUUUCUUUUCCCAGAAUCAAAGUGGGCUUCCUGUGAUGGGAUAUAACGCAGGAGACCAAGGAAGUCUGCGCUUCUUCAAUAUACCUGGGUCAGGUACUGUGGAAGCUGACAUGGUAGAUGAGCGCCUUGGAAAUACAAACCAAAGGGGAGUAUGGUUUUUCCGUUUGGAUGUGAAUCCUGUCCUAGACUUGCCAGCCAAGAAAUGUUAUACAUGGAUCCAGCAGCAGGCGAAUAUCCAAGUGCCUGCGGUACGGCCAUGUCCAUGCACAUUGGACCAAGCUGUAGCAGAUAAAAACUUUUACGUGGAUUACAACCAAAAGAUCGCAGGUCGUAGUAAACUGACGACGUGUGCAUACUCGGUGCCUAGUCCAACAAGCCGCUGGGCACAGCAGUGCUGCUACACGGAAAUCCCUGGAAGUGGAAACGUUCUUUCCAUCGGGCCAACAGAGGGGGGCAAUCCGUUUUUAAUUGGGAUACGCGGCCUUCCGAUCAUCACAGACUUAGAAGCGCACGGAUACUGCUGUAAUGCGUCCCUGUGCGCUCGAUACUAUGAGUUGCGACCCUCAGAUACUUGUUCCCGUUACAGCAGCAGGCGAGAAGCCCUUAUAUGGGGAGAUCCUCAUUUUGUCACUCUGGAUAACAAAAUCUACACAUUCAAUGGCCUUGGUGAAUAUACGAUGAUUACCAUUGACAACGUGGGAUUUGAGCUGCAGGCACGCACCAAGAAGACCAGCGGUAGGGGAUUGGGAACAGUGUUUUCAGCAGCAGCUGCUAAGGAAGCCAACACGGCUGUAGUGGAAGGGCGAAUAAAUAGCCAAGGUGACCUUGAGGUUUUCGCGGCAGGAAACCAGCAAAAUAUCCAAGCUAUUUCAGAGUUUGGAACGCUGAUUCAAGACUCAAAUAUUACGCUGAUCAGAGGGACUUCUGACUCAGUCUCAGCUGUCUUUCCAUCCGGGAUCUCAAUCACCUUCUCCCGGGUUUCGGACGCCUUAGCCACCACAUUCAAUGGGCCGGUCAGGUUUGUGAACCGCACUAAGGGACUCUUGGGGACGUGGAAUGAUGAUCCUUCAGAUGAUUUCACGACUCCUUACGGCACAGUGCUAUCAGCUGAUGCGACACCCCAACAAAUACACUACGACUUCGGGUUAAAAUGGCAAAUAAACGCCUCCCAAUCGCUGUUUACAUACCAAGCUCACGAAAGCCCUGCGACCUUCAUAGAUCUCAGCUACGUGCCAAUGUUCAUUGACAACAUCACAUGGACAAAUGAUUCCUUCAGACGACAGGCAGAGAGUGUCUGUGGCAACAAUAUCCUAUGUUUAUUUGAUGCAGCCGUGACUGUUAACUGUUCUUUUGGAAUGUCAACAAAAAAGCUGGAGGAAAAUAAUAUUCAAGCAAACAACAGGCUGGAAACUUUCCCACCACAAAUUGAAGGACCACAAGUUAUAAACGCUACUCUGAACGAAACAGUUGAGUUGAACAUCACAGCUCGCCACAACAUCAGCGACUCGUUUGUGUUUACCGUCAAAUUUUUCCCAGACAUGGAAGUCGUCUCGAAUACCUCGCUGGGUCUGGUCGUUCGAUGGCGGCCUACAUCCGUAAAGAAGGUAGAGCCUGUGUUUAUCGUUACUGACAGCAGUAACUCGUCAUCAGAGCUCCGCCCUCUGAUUCGACUUUGCCCGUGCCAAAAUGGCGGCAAUUGUGUGGAGGACGACGAUGUUCAGCGGCAGCUGGACAGCGGUGUAAGAUUCAUCGUUUUAUCAUGCGCCUGUCCCGCAGGACUCACAGGAAAGUUUUGUGAAAGUGAUGUUGACGCUUGCGUAGAGUUCAAUGAUCCCUGUUUUCCUGGAGUUGUCUGCACUAAUGUUCCGUUAUCUAUCGAUAAAAAUGGAUACACGUGUGGUCCAUGUCCAAGCGGUUACCAUGGUGAUGGAGCUUACUGCAUCGAUAAUGACGAGUGUGUGGAUCACGUGAGCAGGUGCAGCCAAUCAUGCAUUAAUACUCCGGGUUCAUAUGUGUGCAAAUGCUAUCCAGGAUAUACACUCGACAAAGACGGCGUCAGUUGUAAUGAUAUCAAUGAGUGCAUGGAAGCCAAUGACUGUAUGCAGCGAUGUACUAACUAUCCCGGUGGGCGGAACUGCUCUUGCUUCGAGGGAUUCCAGAUCGACCAGGCUGAUAAUACAGCGUGUAUACCAAUGGCAAGCUGUAAUGUUUCGAAAGCAGGCUGCCAGCAGGUUUGUGUGGAGGAACAAGGACAGCCAAAGUGUUCGUGUCACAAGGGUUAUCAACUCAAAGAAGACAAUCAAACAUGCACUGAUAUUGAUGAGUGUAGCACACAUAGACACCGAUGUUCACAAAACUGUCACAACAAUGUGGGGAGUUACACUUGCUCUUGUGAUGCGGGUUACAACCUGGACUCAGACUACAUGACGUGCAGUGAUAUCGACGAAUGUGGUUUGAUAGAUGUGGUGUACUGCGCUAAUUCCUUGGAGUUUUGUAUUAACACCAUAGGAUCAUUCUAUUGUGAAUGUCAGCAGGGAUACCAACGUGUGAACAACACUUGCAGAGAAAUCUAUCUAACCACAGGGGAACCACUUUUCACAGAAAGCCCAGCCACGAAACCUAGCACAACUGAUCGGGUCCCAGAGGAUGCCUCUAAUAAUGCUGUUGUUAUGACAAUAAGAAAUACAGAUAUAUCGGAGUGGGAAGAUGGAAUUUCUCAGUUGUUUGAAGAUAUCGUUGCCCAGGUUGUGGUCGAGUAUUGUCAAGAGAAUGAGAACGAAAACUGCCUUCAUUCUAAACUGAGUAAAAGGUCGAUCACAACAGAAAUCCUAGCCACAACUGUUCAUGUGUUGAAACAUUAUCCACAACAAGAGCAAGCUGAUUUAGUCAUAGCUUUCUACGUCAUUCUUCAUUCCAAAAAUCAAGAAAGCUACCUCAUGACCCAGGCUGCACUCUUGCAGGCUCUCAAAACGUCAUCAGCCAGACUGUCAGCCAGAAUUAAUAAAGAAGUUUACAACAUCCGGGCAUUUGAUGCAGAUGAAGCAAGUCCGCCCGCUCGUGAGUCCCGGAUAAUUGCGUCACAUAUGAAAUGGAUCAUAAUUGGUGGUGCAUCAUUAGCUGCAAUCGUUUUUGUGAUAAUAGGGAGCGUCGUUGCUUGCAGACGGAGACGAGCCUCCAGGCAGCUGAAUAAACGUGAAAGGAAAUCUGAAUUCAUUCUGCAGCAAUGGGCUGGGAGCCACGAGGGCACUGUGUUCGGAUUACCAAAUCAAGUCACUGAACUGUAGAACUUGUCACAAUUUACGAUGACAAUGCAAGGAUUAAUGCCAGUUACCUUUUUACACAAUUUAGCGUGAUUUUACAACAGUAACAACAGUCACUGGUAAUUUACAGAGUGAUUGUGAAACUAAAAUGUGAAACAUAAGACAUUCAUAUCUAAUCGAAAUAAGAUAAAACAUAGGACUAGACCCUUUGCCUAUUUACGUCGGAAAACCUAAUUUCUCCCCCAAGCCUCGCUUUCAAGGUACCAACUAGUGAAUUUUGAUGGGAAAGUGUUACCAAGACACUAAAAUAAAAAUACUCCUUAAAACAAAGCCGAUCGGUAAAGGUUCAUGGAGAUUUUAAAGCAAACGAAGCUUUGGGGGGGAGGGGGGAUUUCUUGAAUUGACGUGAUCGUGCAUAAGAGCUAUUGAUAGACAAAUGUAAUCACAGAAAUACUUAAUUCAUCAACAAUAAAUAAGCCUUAGAUGAAAAUUAGAACGGAGGCCACCACUAAAACAACGGUAUAUCUCAAUGCAUGCAUUUCUACAGAGUUGGUUACAUACUACGCAACUUUUGUGAAUUGUAGUGUACGAAUAAAUACAAUUGAAAUUGUCCUUA
Molecule: messenger RNA, 7657 nt
Organism: Pocillopora verrucosa
Lineage: Eukaryota; Metazoa; Cnidaria; Anthozoa; Scleractinia; Pocilloporidae
Product: mucin-like protein
Biological process (GO): cell-matrix adhesion
Molecular function (GO): calcium ion binding
Source: RefSeq, a predicted model, not a curated record